AAUUUAGAGCAGUUAUCAGACGCUGCUCUCUCCUCUACUCUCUCUCUUCUUCCUCUUCUUCUUCCUCUUUUCGUGCGGCGGCGGCGUCAGGACCAGAGGUGAGCUCCAGCUCAGAGACUCCAUCUGUUCAUCAGGCUCUUCAUCAGCUGGAGGACGUUAGAGGAGUUCCUUCACCAUGAGCCGAACCAGGAUCACACCCCUGUUCACCGCCAAUCAGCUGCUUCUCUUGGUGACCUUCAUCUCAUCUGGACUCCAGCUAUCUGCAGCAGGAGGUUCUGCUGAGGCCCUCAGGUCCAACAGCACAGUCAGCAACACAACCAAAUGUGGCGGAGACACCACCUGCAAAGAGGGCGUCAUCCUGCCGAUGUGGAAGCCGGACAACCCGGCCUUCGCCGACCGCCUCGCCAGAGCCGCCAUUUACUUUGUGGGGUUGGCGUUCAUGUUCCUGGGUGUCUCCAUCAUCGCUGACCGCUUCAUGUCAUCCAUCGAGGUCAUCACCUCCCAAGAAAGACAGAUCACCAUCAAGAAACCAAACGGUGAGAAGAUCACCACAACGGUGCGGAUCUGGAACGAGACUGUUUCCAACCUCACCCUGAUGGCGCUGGGCUCCUCCGCCCCUGAAAUCCUCCUGUCAGUCGUGGAGGUCUGUGGUCACAACUUCGACGCCGGUGAGCUCGGCCCAAACACCAUUGUAGGAAGUGCGGCAUUCAACAUGUUUGUCAUCAUUGGCCUUUGUGUGUCCGUCAUACCCGAAGGUCAGACCAGAAAGGUGAAGCACCUCCGGGUGUUCUUCGUCACGGCCACCUGGAGCGUGUUCGCGUACAUCUGGCUCUACCUGAUCCUCGCCGUCUCUUCUCCAGGGGUUGUUGAUAUAUGGGAGGGGCUUCUCACACUCUUCUUCUUCCCCAUUUGUGUUGGCUUCGCUUAUGUGGCCGACCGCAGACUUCUUUUCUACAAGUACAUGGGCAAACGAUACAGAGCAGGGAAGCACAGAGGAAUGAUCAUCGAAACCGAGGGAGAACCGGAGCUUCCCUCAAAGGUCAACGUUGAAAUGGACAGAAAGAUGCUCAGCUCGCCUGGGGAGGAGUUCAUGGACGGAGAUACAGGGUUUGAUAGGAAGGAGCUGGAGGAGGAGGAGGCGCGCAGAGAGGUGGCCAGGAUCCUCAAGGAGCUGAAACAAAAACAUCCAGAGAAGGAGAUGGAGCAGUUGAUGGAGCUCGCUAAUUAUCAGGUUUUAAACCAGCAACAGAAGAGUCGGGCCUUCUACCGCUGUCAGGCGACCAGGAUCAUGACAGGAACAGGAAACAUCCUGAAGAAGCACGCCGCUGAUCAGGCCAAGAGAGCCAAUCUGCACAGCAUCUCCUCUGAGGUUUCAGCCAACCACGCUUCCUCCAAGGUUUUCUUUGACCCUGGAACGUACCAGUGUCUAGAGAACUGCGGCAGCGUAGCCCUCAACGUGGUGCGUCAAGGUGGAGACCUCACGAGCACCGUCUCAGUGGACUACCGGACGGAGGACGGCACUGCUAACGCCGGCUCCGACUACCAGUUCACUGAAGGAACUGUUAUCUUCCAACCAGGCGAGACCGAGAAGGAAAUCCGCAUAGACAUCAUCGAUGAUGACAUUUUCGAGGAAGAUGAGCAUUUCCUGGUCUACCUCAGCAACGUGAGAGUGACAUCAGAGGCUGCUGGCUCAGACGGGGGCGGGGCUAACCACGUGGACGCCCUGGCAGGUUUGGGUCUUCCAUGCACAGCCACUGUCACCAUCUUCGAUGAUGACCACGCUGGUAUCUUUACGUUCGAGGAGCCGGUGGUGACUGUGAGCGAGAGCAUCGGGAGGAUGGAGGUGAAGGUGGUCCGGUCCUCAGGAGCUCGAGGAGUUGUGGUGGUGCCGUACAAAACCAUGGAGGGGACGGCUAAAGGAGGCGGCGAGGACUUCGAGGACACACAUGGAGUCCUGGAGUUUGACAAUGAUGAGAUCAUCAAAAUUAUUGAGAUCAAUAUAAUCGAUGAUGAAGAAUAUGAGAAAAACAAGAACUUCUUCCUAGAGAUUGGAGAACCUCAGCUGAUGGAAAUGAGUGAGAGGAAAGCUCUGUUGCUUCAGGAAGUCGGUGGAUUCGUCCAAACAGGAAGAGAUGUCUACAGGAAGGUCCAGGGCCGGGAGCAUCCCGCCCCCUCUGCCAUCAUCAACAUCACAGGGGAGGGGGGUGAGGAGGUUUGGACGAAGAAGGAUGAAGAGGAGCGGCGGAUCGCGGAGAUGGGUCGACCGAUGCUGGGAGAACACGUCAAACUGGAGGUCACCAUCGAGGAGUCGUACGAGUUCAAGAGCACCGUGGAUAAACUCAUCAAGAAGACCAACCUGGCUCUGCUGAUCGGGACCAACACCUGGAGGGAGCAGUUUGUGGAGGCCAUCACAGUCGGCUCCGGUGACGAGGACGAGUCCGGGGAGGAGAAGCUGCCGUCCUGCUUCGACUACGUCAUGCACUUCCUCACCGUCUUCUGGAAACUCCUGUUUGCCUUAGUUCCUCCCACCGACUACUGGAACGGCUGGGCCUGCUUCGUGGUGUCCAUCUCGGUCAUCGGCAUGCUGACGGCGGUGAUCGGCGACCUGGCGUCUCAUUUUGGCUGCACCGUCGGCCUCAAAGACUCUGUGACCGCUGUGGUGUUCGUGGCUUUGGGGACUUCAGUACCAGACACCUUUGCCAGUAAAGUGUCGGCCAUCCAGGACCAAUACGCCGACGCCUCCAUCGGCAAUGUGACGGGAAGCAACGCGGUCAACGUCUUCCUGGGUAUCGGCGUGGCCUGGUCCAUCGCUGCCAUCUACCACUACUCCCAGGGCCAGCAGUUCAAGGUGGACCCAGGAACGCUGGCCUUCUCCGUCACUCUCUUCACCAUCUUCGCCUUUAUCUGUUUCGGUGUCCUCCUCUACCGCCGGCGGCCGGAGAUCGGUGGGGAGCUCGGUGGCCCCCGGGUCCCCAAGAUUCUCACCACCUGCUUGUUCUUCAGCCUGUGGUUGAUUUACAUUGUGCUCUCCUCUUUAGAAGCAUAUUGCCACGUACAGGGAUUCUAGAUUUAUUCUGAAGGCUCGACCCGGUUCUGGAUUUACAAAGGCUCCAUUAUGAUCCUCCAUGUUCUGACUCCUCCCAGUCAUCUUACAAUGUUGUAAGAUCCCUGACAGUGGGUUCCUUAAGGCUCUAGGGGAGCUGCAUCUUCUUAACAGGGUUUUACAUUUUGAAUCAAAUCUGAAAUGAUCCUCGGUUCCUUGCUGGUCUGUCGGGUUCUAAACACAGAUAAACUUAUUCUGAUGGAUUCUUUCUGGUAGUUUUAUGUUCUGUAAAAGGUUGAAACCAUCGAAACCAAGGUAACACAGGUUCUUGCAUAUUUCUGCAGGCUCCUCUUAGUUCUGUUACUUGUCUAAAAGUGUGGAAAGAUGUCCGAUGUCUAUCACAGCUUCCUGACCGUGUAUUGAUUUCUAAAGGUGACUGUCGGUUCCUGCACAGUUUCACAGGUUCCUGUUUUUGUUUUCCACAUGUUUGGAUGAGCCUCAACUUUUUCCUUUUUGGUUCUGCCAGCUUUCUGUGGCGUUAACUUGGUUCCCUCAAGACUCCGAUGGUCACAGUUCUAACACUUGUCUGAAUAUUUGAACUGUACAGAUGUUGUGGGUUUUUGAAUUUCUAAUGGAGUCAAACAUCUUGGGUCUCUGAAGGUUCCUGAACAAUUCCACAGUUUUCUGAGUGUCUAUUUUAAUCUCUGAGGUUUUUGAGGGAACCCUGAAACUUGUGAACCCUCUUUCUAACUUGUGACACGUGUCUGAGCGCUGGUGACCUCUCAGACUUUUGAGUUUUUUAGUCACUUACCUCCUGAAUAUUUAAAGACUUUUAUCUCCAUCACCAAACAUUCACCUGUACCUUUAAGCAAAGUAUUACUUUAAUCUUGACGUGUAUGGACUUUGAAUCCACUUCCUGUAGUGACCUUAUAUAUCCAGUCUAUGGUAGUGACCACCAUCAGCCGUGGUGAGGGAGGCGGCUCCUGCUGACGUCUGGAGCUGCAGCGAUAGUGAUGCACCUUUGUGAAUAUCUGCACUAAGUUUGAACCAUAGUUAAUUUUGAAGUGAAGGAGGUUUUCUCUGAUCUACAUGAACAACUGCAGCAGGGAACUUUAAUGUUAUAAUGCUGUGUGUGUUUGUGUGUGAGUGCAUGGACUCAAACAACCAUUCACAAUAGUCUGAUGUGAUUGGCUGUUUGGAUGUUUUCCUCUAAAUAUUAAAGUUCAGUAAGUCA
Platichthys flesus (European flounder) is the source of this 4277-nucleotide messenger RNA. RefSeq names its product sodium/calcium exchanger 1-like. The record is from RefSeq and is a predicted model, not a curated record. The coding region runs from base 176 to 3067 and encodes 963 amino acids. Gene Ontology annotation, cellular component: postsynapse; sarcolemma; axon. Lineage: Eukaryota; Metazoa; Chordata; Actinopteri; Pleuronectiformes; Pleuronectidae. Gene Ontology annotation, molecular function: calcium:sodium antiporter activity. The transcript is spliced from 10 exons. Gene Ontology annotation, biological process: calcium ion import across plasma membrane; cell communication; sodium ion transmembrane transport.